Didymodactylos carnosus is the source of this 3334-nucleotide messenger RNA. NCBI's taxonomy places the organism in Eukaryota, Metazoa, Rotifera, Eurotatoria, Philodinida, Philodinidae. The record is from the annotation of a GenBank genome assembly.
AUGGAAACUGAGCAAGACACUCUACCAAAGCCCAAUGAUCAACCUGUUCUUCCACGAUCAUAUCAGACGGAGAUGGUGGCACAAGCCAUAGAUGAAAAUCUUAUCGUCUGUUUACCAACGGGCAGUGGAAAGACCUAUAUAUCCGUUAUGUUGAUAAAAGAAUUAUUAGGAUCAACAAAUUCAAAACUUUGUCAUGGUGGUAAACGAACCAUAUUUCUGGUUAAGCAAGUAACACUUGUUCAUCAACAAGGUGACUAUAUUUCUAUGCAUCUUGGUAAAGAAAUAAGUGUAGGAAAAUACUAUGGUGAUAUGGGUGUCGAUCUAUGGAACAAAUCUGAAUGGGAUAAAGAACUUGAAACACAUCAAAUACUUGUAAUGACUGCACAAAUAUUUGUUAAUAUAUUAGAUCAUGCAUAUUUUUUUAAUUUAUUAAUAUUUGAUGAAUGUCAUCAUGCCACUGGCGCUGAUCCAUACGCUUCCGUGAUGAAUAAACAUUAUAAUAAUAUUUCUGGUAAUAUGCCACGAAUACUUGGUUUAACAGCAUCAAUUACAUCAAGAAAAAUUAAAGCUAAUAAAUUAGAAAAAGAAAUGAAACAACUUGAAUCAACAUUAAAAUCUCGAGUAGAAAGUGGUUCAUCUCGAGAAGAGAGUCGUCGAUAUGGAACAUCGGCUUUAGUAAAACAUAUUUCAUGUGUACCAUAUGAAUCAAAUUGUAAUGAUAGUAUAAAAAUGGCAUUUGAGAUCUUAGAUCAAAUAUCAUUAGAAAUUGCAGAACAUUAUUCAGAAAGUCGUAGUGAACGAGAUGAACAAGAGUAUCAAUUAAGUGAAUUAAUGUUAUUUACAGAUUAUCAAAAUACAAACAUGUUUAAUUAUAAUGAACAAUCGGCACGUUAUAUGCAAAUAUGUCAAUCACAAUCUAUAACUGUACCAAAAUUAAAACGACAUAUUGAUAAUAUUAAACAUAUGGGUAAUGAUCUAGGUUUAAUGGGACUAUAUUUAGCAUCUUUACAUUUAAAAAAUUGUUUAAAAAUUGAUUUAAAUAAUCAAUUGAAUUUUAAUAAAUUAUCAUCUCAACAAUUGAUUAUGAAUGUUCAUAAUAAAAUUGAAUUAAUGACUGAUAGUAUAUUAAACACUUUAGUUGAAACAAAUUCAACAAAUUAUCGUCUCUUGUAUAGUGAAAAAGUUUGUUCACUAUUGGAACAGAUUGUUGAACAAUAUGCUCUAACAUUAUCACUUGAAACAUAUGAUUAUAGUAGUUCACCUAUGAAAUGUAUCGUUUUUGUUGAAAGAAUAUGUACGGCUAUUAUAUUAUCAGAAUUAUUCGAGAAUGUGUGUCAAAAAAGAUAUCCGGAGUAUAACAGUAUAAAAUCAAAAUAUGUUGCCGGUACAAAAUCAUUUGGUAUUAAAGAUGUAAUGAGUGCAAAACAUCAACGUCAAACUAUCAAUGAAUUUCGUACUGGAAAAAUAAAUUGUUUAAUAGCAACAGCUGUGGUUGAAGAAGGUCUUGAUAUACCUCAGUGUAAUCUUGUAUUUCGAUUUAACAAACCAAAUAAUUUUUGCUCAUAUAUGCAGUCAAAAGGACGAGCUCGUGCUAAAAAAAAUGCAUCAUUUAUAAUAUUGAUGUCAUCUGACGAUGACAAAGCUUUGGCAGAAUAUCGUGAAUAUGAAGAGAUUGAAACAAUGUUACAAAAUGAAUUUUAUUUUCGUUCGUUAUCUUUUGAUGACGAUAUUGAAGAUGCUAAAGAACUACAACCAUACGUAACAGAAAAGGGUGUUAUCAUUGAUGCAGUACGAGCUGUUCGACUUAUUUACGAAUAUUGUGCUAUACUUGGUCAUGGUCAAAUAUUUCCACCAAGAGUUUUAUUUCAUGGUAGUGGUCCAUAUACAUGCAUUCUCUCAAUGCCCGCGAAUUGUCCCGUUCGAAAUGAUAUUAUGGUAUGUACAAUAUGUUGGUUACAUGAAGAAUUGAUCAUAUAAUAAAAAAAAUGAAUUAUUUUCAGUGUGAACAAAACAGGAAAGGUCUUGCAAAAUACGAUUGUUGGUAAAUAACUCGUUUUUUUUUCAUAGAAUAUUUUAAAUUUAAAGAAUAAUAAUAACCUAGGGAUAGUGUAUAAUAAGAAUUUUCAACCUUUAGGACAGAGAUCGAGUUGUAUUUGUCUUUGACUCGGACUCAGGCUCAAGAUGAAACACUCGGUAAACUUGAUAAACUGACUCGAGUCACUUACGAGUCAGCCAUGUGCAACUUGAGAUUGUUAUGACGGUGUUUAUUAUAUUUGUUAUGUACCAGAAGAGAGAGAGAUUUGAGAAUAUUUUAAGCAGAACAUCGUGUCCAGAUUAUUGACUUUUAAUGCCAAUUGUUUCAUUUCUGUAUCUCGCGACAUUGAACGAGAAAGAGCUUUCGUUUCUCUAAACAAACAUAUCAGAACUUUCACCAUGUGAACCAGUUUCUUGAAUGAAGCAAUUGGUAUUAAAAAUCUAUAAUUUGGUGUAGCCAAAACUAUAUGUACUUAUUUUAGUCAAUGUGGGUUAACACAAAAGCAUAGAUGAAAGUUAUGAAACAAGGCACAGCGUGCAUCCAGGCGGACAUUCGGGAAAAUUUCGAAAGCGAGUUUUUCGGUGAUUUGAAUAGUGUUUUAUAUACAGUUUAAUGUGCUGUAUCUAACGGUAAAAAAGUGUUUUCCAUAGUUGUUUUUAUUCGGUAAAAAAGUCAUCGGCAAAAAUUGAUUUGAAAACUACCGUUAUAAAACAAACUUCAAUUUUUAAAACUGGAGAAAGUGUUUACAAAUUAACAGAUGAUAUAAUAAGAAUCUUGACAGCGCGGGCUAUCGAUUGUUAAAAAUGUUUUUUGAUUUGGAACCUUUCCUUCAUGAAAAGUUAGCCGAGACAUUUUCGCAGGUAAGUUUUCCUAGAGGUGGGUUCAGCAAAAUCGACCCCCCACUUACAUCCAGUCUCGAAAUAUUCUGGAACUUUUAGGAAAUGUUCAACCGUAUAUGGCACGUAUAUGAUGUUAGCGUAAAUUAGCAUAAACGUUCCCGGACUUAGAUAUGGGUUUUCCAAAAACCUUGGCUUUUCCAGGUAUUUUUCAUUUAUCUCGAUCCAGAAAUGUUUUUAUUUAAUAAAAAUGAUAUAUUCAGAGUCACCGCAAGAAACUACAUCAAAUGAUGUACGAUUAAUAGGUUUUUCUGAGCAAAAACUUGUUGAAUCUAACGAAACGUUAAAGUCGAAGCAUAGCUUAAUAAUUUUGGCUAAGGAUUUUGAUAUUUGCUAUAGAAGCAAUCGGAAAGCCUGUAAACACUUUUUUAGAGGUUUUCAGAUAUGCUCUUUCCAAUGCUGC